Molecule: messenger RNA, 624 nt
Organism: Pieris brassicae (large cabbage white)
Lineage: Eukaryota; Metazoa; Arthropoda; Insecta; Lepidoptera; Pieridae
Product: 10 kDa heat shock protein, mitochondrial
Exons: 1
Coding region: 158-469 (103 amino acids)
Cellular component (GO): mitochondrial matrix
Molecular function (GO): protein-folding chaperone binding; protein folding chaperone; ATP binding
Source: RefSeq, a predicted model, not a curated record
UGGCAACACAGAAAACGCAUGGACUUCGAGCUCGUCAAGUUUUUUCGUAGCAAUUUCAUUGAAUUUUCUGGGUAGCCGGCUACGAAAGUUCUAGAUUUUCGAUUUUCAUAAUUUGACUUUUCUCGUCAAGCAAAAUAUUAAACGAUCGUUGCAAGAAAUGGCAAACGCUAUGAAACGUCUUAUUCCUCUUUUGGACCGUGUUCUCAUCAAAAGGGCCGAAGCAGUCACCAAAACCGCUGGUGGUAUUGUUAUACCAGAAAAAGCGCAAUCUAAAGUGCUUCACGGAGAAGUAGUUGCCGUGGGACCCGGAGCAAGGAAAGAUAAUGGUGAAUUUGUUCCUGUACUAGUAAAAGUGGGUGACCGAGUUCUUUUACCGGAAUACGGAGGCACCAAAGUUUCACUGGAAAGCGACGAGAAGGAAUACCACCUUUUUAGAGAAUCUGAUAUUUUGGCCAAGAUUGAGAAUUAAUUUUACAUAGCUUUAGUUUCGCUUCGAAUUACAUUUUUGGUUAGAUUUAGUUCAUAGUAGUUAGUGGAUGUGUAUGCUGUGGUUGUGUAAUGUUCAAUUCAGUGGAAUUGUGAAGCUUACUGUUAUCUCUGCAUUUAUUAUAAUAUUGUUAUAAA